AUGUCGGCGACAAUGUCUUCAUACGUGGUGGAUCUGAUGUGGCAGCUCACCAACUGCUUCAACUGCUUCCCGAGCAAUCCCGCCCUCAAGAUCAAUGGCCGCUCAUACAAGAUCCUACGUCUAUUGGGAGAGGGUGGCUUCUCAUACGUCUACCUGGUGCAGUCACCGCCGUCGCCAAAUCUCUACGCCUUGAAGAAGAUUCGAUGUCCAUUCGGAGCAGAGUCGGUGGCUCUGGCGCUCAAAGAGGUCGAAGCAUACAGCUUGUUCCAGCCGCAUCCCAACAUCAUCCACGCCCUCGAUCAUGCCGUUAUCCCGGAUCGCAGCGACCCGUCCGCAAAGACGGUCUAUAUCCUUCUUCCCUACUAUCGUCGCGGUAACCUGCAAGACGCGAUCAAUGCCAACCUUGUCAAUGGCGCAAAGUUCCCUGAGCGCAGGUUGAUGGUUCUGUUCCGUGGUGUCUGCGAGGCAUUACAGGCAAUGCACAAUUACAGGGUCGGCCGUGCUCCGGGUGGUAAAGGCAACAUUAUGAUCUCCGACGACGGCCAAUCACCCAUCCUCAUGGACCUUGGCUCACUAGCCCCUUCACCCACUCCCAUCACGUCACGCACCCUCGCCCUCCAAGUCCAAGACACAGCCGCCGAACACAGCACCAUGCCCUACCGCGCCCCCGAGCUCUUCGACGUCAAAACCGACUCUGUCAUCGACACAAAGGUAGACAUUUGGAGCUUAGGCUGCACACUAUACGCCUGUCUAGUCGGCAAAUCGCCGUUCGAAGCCCGCAGCGAAGAAACAGGUGGAAGCCUUAGUCUGUGUGUUUUGGGCGGUGACUGGAGAUUCCCAGACGAGCACAAUGCGCAAGCGAACAAGAGUAGGGGAAAGCAAAAGAUGCCGACAAAUUCGGAUGCUGCGGCUGUGAAGGAUGCGCCCAUUACGGAGAUGAUCAAGGAUGUGGUUAGGAGGUGUUUGAGGGUUGAGCCGUCCGAGAGACCGGAUGUUGAUGAAUUGCUUUCCAUGGUUGACGAUGUUAUUGCCGCUCUGCCAGAGGACGGCGAUCCAUUGGAAGAUUAG
This is a messenger RNA of Aureobasidium vineae, 1068 nucleotides long. The record is from the annotation of a GenBank genome assembly. Lineage: Eukaryota; Fungi; Ascomycota; Dothideomycetes; Dothideales; Saccotheciaceae.